Messenger RNA from Cimex lectularius (bed bug), 1431 nucleotides. RefSeq names its product cAMP-dependent protein kinase type II regulatory subunit-like. Lineage: Eukaryota; Metazoa; Arthropoda; Insecta; Hemiptera; Cimicidae. Bases 234 to 1376 code for a protein of 380 amino acids. The transcript has a single exon. The record is from RefSeq and is a predicted model, not a curated record.
AGAACAUAUGGUAACACUUCAUUGUGUAAAAAAUGUUUAUUUAGGAUUUUCUUUUUGGUUAAAUACAUGGUUAAAUUUUUCGGUUUUUCUAGUGUUAAUUACAUUAUACAAGCUUGAAUAACUGUCCAUAGUUUUAAAAAGAUGAUAAUUUCCUACUGGUAUGCGAUAAUUUUCGUAAGAUAUAUUUUGCAAUCUAUUCGAUCCCUUUGUUCCCGCCAGUUCUUGUACAAACUAUGACAUCGUUUGACAUGUGCAAUCGUCCAGUAUGGACAAAAGAAGACGAGAAGUACGCGAUCGCUCCAUCAUUUCGCAAAUUCCUCGUCAGGUUUUCCGUUAAAUUUUAUCAGACGCUGCCAGACGACGUGUUGAAAUUUAGCGUUGAUUAUUUCGAGGAUUUGAAAAACCAGCAAAACUUACAGUUGGCUCGAGAAGGGAAAGGAUUUGCUCAUGCGACGAACGUACGGAGGGCUCCAGUCUUCAACGAGUCAAUAAAAGAGGAUGACGAAUCGGAAAUUAUAAAUUUCGCGAAAUACGAGAAAACGCCGGAGGAAAAGUUGAAGCUGAUGAAAGCCCUUAAUAAAAUAGUCUUUUUCCAACAGCUCGACAAAAGAGAUAUCGAACAGUUGGUGAACGCCAUGCUACCGAAAAACGUCGAAGCGGGGAAAUGCAUCAUUUGCCAAGGCGAAAUCGGAGAUUAUUUCUUUAUCGUCGAUUCCGGUGAAUAUAAGGCCUAUGUUAAAAACAAAGACGGGGUAGCUGAAUUGGUAAAAACUUACAAGAACGAAGGCAGUUUCGGCGAGCUGGCGUUGCUAUACGAUCUGCCCCGUUCGGCGACCGUGAAGUGCACUUCGAGCGGUAAACUUUGGGCUAUCGCCCGGAAUCAUUUUAGACAAAUUAUCGCGACAAACGCAAUGAAGAAACGUAAACGGUAUGUCGAGUUGAUCGCGUCUGUUCCGCUCUUGAGUGACCUGUCGCCCGACGAGAGGCUCAACCUCGCUGACGCUCUUCAGAAAAAGUCUUUCAAAAAGAAUGAUUGCAUAAUAAAGCAGAACGAUUAUCCAGACGGCAUGUACUUCAUCGAAUCAGGUGUUGUCAAAGUGAUAGUUACAAAUAGCAAAAAGCAAAAUGUCGAAGUGUGCAAACUCGGAAGGGGUGACUAUUUCGGCGAACUGGCGUUGAUCAAUCAUCAGAGGCGUUCUGCCAGCGUCUACGCAGUCGAGCCAGUGACCACCGUCUUUCUAGAGACAGAAGUUUUCGAGAGGCUCUUAGGUCCUUGUUUGGAUAUCAUGAAAAGAAAUAAAAGAAAUUAUGAAGAAAGAUUGAAAAAGCUGGAAAAUGAAUCUACAAUGCCGUCUACAAGUGUUAAUUGUGCAUAAUCAACUCAAAAACCGAUAACAAUAGCAAAUACAUCUGAAAUUUAAUACGCCCUUG